Alternaria arborescens is the source of this 705-nucleotide messenger RNA. RefSeq lists its product as hypothetical. The record is from RefSeq and is a predicted model, not a curated record. The coding region runs from base 1 to 705 and encodes 234 amino acids. NCBI's taxonomy places the organism in Eukaryota, Fungi, Ascomycota, Dothideomycetes, Pleosporales, Pleosporaceae. The transcript has a single exon. Gene Ontology annotation, molecular function: DNA binding.
AUGGCUCAUGACUGGACCGCCCCGACUGAUUCCGGGACUUUUGAGGCCCUCUUCGCAUCCGAUCCCGCAGACGACUUUCUACCGCCACAUUAUUAUGACGGCUUUAUACCAACAUUGAGCGACUCUUGGCUAUCAACUGCAAUGGCAAAUGACAUAGAUUUGCCAGACCCGAGUUUUCUACAGUUCGACGGUGGGGUGGACGUCACGUGGAAUGACAUGAACGAUAACGACGCCUUUCCUGAACUCGACCAGAUCGAUCCUUUCUUGGAGAGUUUGAGUCUUGAUGGACCUUCAUCGAACCUCGGUAGUCUCGAGUGGAACCAGCAGAUAUUGUCAGAUUCAAUGCAUGGCCAGAUACCCGACCUAAUGGAAACCACGAUCGCGGACUACGAAAGGGAUACCAUCAUAUCGAGAGCGCUCGUGGUCAAAGCUCAAGAAUUGAACGGUAGUCAGUCAUCGUCUUUAGGACCGUCUGAUGUACACAAAUCUACGAAGCGCUCGGCAUCGAACACCGCAAAGCCUCCGAGGACGAAGCUUCCUGAGGACGUACGCGCAACAUUAGAUGAGUACUUUGGUUUCAAUCCAUACCCUUCAGAGAGCGAGUACGCUUUGCUCUCUGAUAAAACCGGGCUUUCAACACGAGUGAUCAGGACUUGGUUCGCGAAUGCGAGAUCGCGCAAGAUUCCACAAAGUAAGAAAUCUUGA